Messenger RNA from Cuscuta campestris, 799 nucleotides. NCBI's taxonomy places the organism in Eukaryota, Viridiplantae, Streptophyta, Magnoliopsida, Solanales, Convolvulaceae. The record is from the annotation of a GenBank genome assembly.
AGUGUCCAGGUUAAACCCGGUUAACCCGCCCGGCUAUAUUUACACCAUCAUUUUUGGCGCCGACCGUGGGACCGAUUUUUAAAGUUUUUUCGACCAGGUCAAAACUUUGCCCCCACUAAAUAUCCACAAUCAUGUCUUCAAGCGACCACAACGUUGUUUCAAGCCAUGCUGUGAGUGAAAGCACUCCUGCCAUCCCACUGAUGAUGACAAGCAUGGGGACGACCUUUGCCCCAAUCACCACUGUAGGAUCGAUUGGCAUGAUCCCGAUCAUGUCAACCCCUACUCCUACGCCAACAACAACAAUGUUCCCAGGCUCGAUAACAACGUCUGGUGGAGCAUUCACACCAUAUCCGUCAGCUUGGGCUCAGUUUACUGCUGACCCGGCAAAUGCGCAGGCUCUACAGGGCUAUCAUCAGGUGAUGGCCAUGAUCCAACAGGCAGGGGGCUUCAUGUCAUUUGCCUAUCCUAGUAUGACUCCACCAAUCAUGCCGCCUCUGGUGUCGACCCCGUCGACAUUUGUCCCUAGGAUGGUCCCUAUACGCCCGGUGAAUUUGACGGGGACCAUGAAUGAAGGAGCACCUUCAAAUGUCCACGAGGUCGAUGAGGCGGAGCAAGAGGCAGCCCGCAGGAGGAAGGGUAAGGCUAUAGCCAAACCCAGCAAGACUCGAGAUUCGGCGUUAAAACGCCUAGGAGACAAAGAGGAUGGGCCCCGCAAGUCUUCCAAGCUACGUCUUGGUCCUGAGAUGGGCCGGACUAGCGGAAUAGAAAGACUUGGUGGGAAUCGUCCUACCCAAUCACG